Messenger RNA from Oryza brachyantha (malo sina), 1540 nucleotides. RefSeq names its product salt tolerance receptor-like cytoplasmic kinase 1. Gene Ontology annotation, cellular component: plasma membrane. The transcript has 2 exons. The coding region runs from base 78 to 1103 and encodes 341 amino acids. Gene Ontology annotation, biological process: protein phosphorylation. The record is from RefSeq and is a predicted model, not a curated record. Gene Ontology annotation, molecular function: protein kinase activity; ATP binding. Lineage: Eukaryota; Viridiplantae; Streptophyta; Magnoliopsida; Poales; Poaceae.
CCCGAAAACCAGCACGCGUCUCGCGCAGAGGGGAGCCUUGCCGCGCGCCUGCCGGCGACAAACCAAACCGGCUAGAGAUGUUGCUGCACCGGCACCGGCACAGGCUCCUCUGCUGCGGCGGCGGCGUCGCCAUCGCCCCCGGCCGGGGUGCACCCUUCGGCGGCGACGGCAUCACGGAUCAUCGCCAGUCCAAGAACGCGGCCACGUCGGCGAGGCAGCUGUCGUGGGCGCAGGUGGAGGCCAUGACGCGUGGGUUCACGUCGGCGGUUGUUGGUGAGGGCGGCUUCAGCACGGUGUACCUGGCUCGCGUCGCCGGCUCCCUCGCCGCCGUCAAGGUCCACCGCAGCAGCGAGCGGCUCCAGCGCGCCUUCCGCCAGGAGCUCGACGCCCUCCUCCGCGUCCGCCACCCCCACAUCGUCCGCCUCCUCGCCUUCUGCGACCAGCGAGACGAGGGCGUGCUGGUGCUGGAGUUCGCGCCGAACGGGAACCUGCACGACCAGCUCCACGGCGGCGAGAGCGGGAAGGGCGGCGUGAUGCCGUGGGCGCGGCGGGUGGCGGUGGCGCUGCAGGUGGCGCGGGCGCUCGAGUACCUCCACGACCGGUGCGAGCCCCAGGUGGUGCACGGCGACGUCAAGUCGUCCAACGUGCUGCUCGACGCCGCCAUGGGCGCCAGGCUCUGCGACUUCGGCUCGGCGCGCGCGGGGUUCUCGGCGGCCGUCCACUGCCCGCGCCCGCGGCCGUCCGCGCUAGCCGUGCUUGGCUCCCCGGGCUACGUCGACCCGCACUACCUCCGCUCCGGCGUGGUCACCAAGAAGAGCGACGUCUACAGCUACGGCGUGCUGCUUCUCGAGCUCCUCACCGGCACGCAGGCGUUCUGCGACGGCCGUCUCCUCACGGCGGCCGUCGCGCCCAAGCUCAGGGCCGACCCGUUCGACGUGCAGAGGCUCGUCGACCAAAGGCUAGGGUGCCAGUACAACGCCGCCGAGGCGGCGAACGUGGCGGCGCUGGCGGCGGCGUGCGUCGGCGACAACCCUUCCCUCCGGCCGUCGAUGGCCGACGUGGUACGGACCCUGGAGCAGCACGGACAAAAGUUCAGACGGUGACGUGGAAAGCUUGAAGCCGUACGAUGCUUAGAUCUGACGUGGCGAGCAUCAGGGCCGUAGGAUUCCGUGCUGCUCCCGGUCACGGAACCCUCGCCACGAUUGGGUUGGUGAGGGACAAGCAGAAGCAGUAGAGAUGAAGCUUAUCAAAAGAAGCAAGCAAUCAACGAGGGUUGGUUCAGACAAGGACUUUUUGGAGGAUAAAAGGCUUUUAGUUUUGUUCUUAGUCUUUUGGUGAUCGAUCAUUGUUAUUCAUCUUCUAGGUCGUUGGCAACAGUGCAUGCAGCAAGUGUAGGAGGAUUCAAUCCAUAUCCACUGCAUUUUUUUAGAUGUUUUUGCAGGUUUUCUUCCUGCUUCAGCAAACACCAGCACGUAAUAAAACGUGCAGAAAUAUGUAUAUAUCUGUUCAGAGAAUCAGAUGCCUGCUGUAUGUUGUCGCA